This is a messenger RNA of Eurypyga helias (sunbittern), 1854 nucleotides long. RefSeq names its product POZ (BTB) and AT hook containing zinc finger 1 (gene PATZ1). Gene Ontology annotation, biological process: negative regulation of transcription by RNA polymerase II; regulation of cytokine production; regulation of immune system process. Lineage: Eukaryota; Metazoa; Chordata; Aves; Eurypygiformes; Eurypygidae. The record is from RefSeq and is a predicted model, not a curated record. The transcript has 6 exons. The annotation marks the transcript as partial.
GUCAUCAAGCAGUCCAACGUGCAGAUCCUCGUGCCCCCCGCGCGCCCCGACAUUAUGCUCUUCCGUCCGGGGGCUGCUGACCUCGGCUUCCCUCUUGACAUGACCAACGGUGCCACUUUGGCACCCAAUGGCAACGGCAUUGCCGGCAUGCCCGAAGACGAGGCCGCGCGGGCCGCGCUCACUGCUGCCCAGUCCUCCCUGCCUGUUCUGCAGGGGGUGGACCGCCUGCCCAUGGUGGCAGGACCUCUGUCCCCACCGCUGCUGGCCUCGCCCUUCCAGAACGUUGCUGCCAGUGCCCCCACUUUAAGCACCAAGAGGGGCAGAGGGCGUCCCCGUAAAGCCAAUCUGUUGGACUCCAUGAUGUUCGGUACCCCGGGGGGCCUGCGAGAGGCUGGUAUCCUGCCUUGCGGCCUCUGUGGGAAAGUAUUUACAGAUGCUAAUCGUCUUCGGCAGCAUGAGGCUCAACACGGGGUGACAAGCUUACAGCUGGGCUACAUAGACAUUCCGACCCCAAGACUGGGUGAAAACGGUGUCCCUGGUCAGGAUGACCCUGAUGCACCCCGAAAAAGAAGCAGGACGAGGAAACAGGUGGCCUGUGAGAUCUGUGGCAAGAUUUUUCGGGACGUGUACCAUCUAAAUCGGCACAAGCUGUCACACUCCGGCGAGAAGCCGUAUUCUUGUCCGGUGUGUGGCUUACGGUUCAAGCGGAAAGACAGGAUGUCCUAUCAUGUGCGAUCUCACGAUGGCUCUGUGGGAAAGCCCUACAUCUGCCAGAGCUGUGGAAAAGGCUUCUCCAGGCCAGACCACUUGAAUGGACACAUCAAACAGGUGCAUACCUCAGAGAGACCUCACAAGUGUCAGGAAAAUGGCAGCCACCAUGGAAUAAGCUCAGAGACAUCCACAUCCAUAGAAAAGUUGAACCUUCAAGAGACUUGUAAUGCUUCCUUUGCCACUCGUGACCGACUGCGCUCACACCUAGCAUGUCAUGAAGACAAAGUUCCCUGCCAGGUGUGUGGGAAGUACUUGCGAGCAGCGUAUAUGGCAGAUCAUUUGAAGAAACACAGUGAAGGACCAAGCAAUUUCUGCACUAUCUGUAACCGAGGUUUCUCCUCUGCCUCCUACUUAAAGGUCCAUGUUAAAACCCACCACGGUGUUCCCCUUCCCCAGGUCUCCAGGCACCAGGAGUCCAUCCCGAAUGGGGGAGCAGCGUUCCACUGCGUCAGGACCUAUGGCAUCAAAGGCCAGAAAUGUUCACAUUCGGACCCGAUUGAGAGUUCUGAUUCGUACGGAGACCUCUCUGACACCAGUGACCUCAAGACUCCUGAGAAACAGAGCACCAACGGGUCCUUCUCGUGUGAGAUGGCGGUCAGCAAAAACAAAAUGGAGACAGAAGGAGAGAAGAAGUACCCUUGCCCUGAAUGUGGCAGCUUUUUCAGAUCCAAGUCAUAUCUGAACAAACACAUACAGAAAGUUCACGUCAGGGCCCUUAGUGGCCCACUGGGGGACCUCGGUCCUGCCCUAGGAUCCCCCUUUUCACCCCAACAGAACAUGUCUCUCCUGGAGUCGUUUGGGUUUCAGAUCGUCCAGUCAGCAUUUGCAUCAUCCCUAGUGGAUCCAGAGGUCGACCAGCAACCAAUGGGGCCAGAGGGGAAGUGAGAUCAGUUGGAUCUCAACAAAGCAAAGCAGCAGUCUGGCUCCAAUGAUAAGAUGCUGUGAAUGAAAGAGGAAAUAAUGAAAUUUGGUUCUAUAGCUGAGAAUUUCUUACUCAUUUUAGCUUCCCUCUUUGUCUCAUGCCCUACCCCACCUUUGAACCUUCACUGGAGAGAGGGAGAAAAUGCUUCUUAGCUGGUACAU